This is a messenger RNA of Lolium rigidum, 1866 nucleotides long. RefSeq names its product integrin-linked protein kinase 1-like. The transcript is spliced from 12 exons. Bases 32 to 1384 code for a protein of 450 amino acids. Gene Ontology annotation, biological process: protein phosphorylation. Gene Ontology annotation, molecular function: protein binding; protein kinase activity; ATP binding. The record is from RefSeq and is a predicted model, not a curated record. Lineage: Eukaryota; Viridiplantae; Streptophyta; Magnoliopsida; Poales; Poaceae.
CCCUCGGUUCAAACUGGGGAAGCAGUCGUCCAUGGCGCCCGACCGCGGCGGCGGCGGGGCCGACAACGGCGCCGUGGCGGGCGCGGAUGGGUCGGGCGAGGCGGCCGGCGUCCGGAACUUCCAGCUCAUGUACAUGGCCCACGAGGGCAACGCGGAGGGGAUACGCGAGCUGCUCGACGCCGGCGCCGACCCCAACUUCCGCGACUCCGACGGCCGCACCGCCAUGCACAUCUCCGCCUGCGAGGGCCACGCCGACGUCGUCGAGCUGCUCCUCGACCGCGGCGCCGAGCCCGUCGUCGAGGACCAGUGGGGGAGCACGCCUUUGGCGGACGCGAUGCAUUACCAGAACCAUGACGUCAUCAAGAUCUUGGAGAAGCGUGACCCUAAGCAUAAGGUUGCUCCCAUGCAUGUUAACAGUGUCCUUGAUGUUCCUGAAUAUGAGAUUGACUCCAAAGAACUCGAGUUCACUACUGGAAAAGGUUUAUCUAAGGGAACAUUCCGGAAGGCUACAUGGAGGGGCAUUCUGGUUGCUGUUAAGAAACUGGAUGAUGAUGUGCUUACUGAUGAGAACAAAGUGCAAGCAUUCAGAGAUGAGCUUGAUGUUCUGCAACUUAUACGGCAUCCAAAUGUCGUGCAAUUUCUGGGUGCUGUAACACAGACCAACCCAAUGAUGAUUGUCAUGGAAUUUAUGCCAAAGGGUGAUUUGCGCAAACACUUGAAUAAUAAAGGAGCUCUAGAGCCAUCAUAUGCAGUUAAAUUAGCUCUUGAUAUUGCAAGAGGAAUGAGCUACUUACAUGAGCAUAAACCCCAAGCUAUAAUCCACCGUGACCUUGAGCCUUCGAACAUAUUGAGGGAUGAUACUGGACAUCUGAAGGUGGCUGAUUUUGAUUUGUGUAAGAUGCUGAAAUGGAGAAGGAAAGUUAGAGAGGAGAAACCAAUAACUUCUCCUGGAAAUGCAUGUAGGUAUGUAGCUCCAGAAGUCCUGCGAAAAGAAGAGUAUGAUAAUAAAGUUGAUGUCUUCUCUUUUGCUUUGAUACUUCAGGAGAUGAUUGAAGGACACCUCCCUUUUUACAAUAAGAAAAUUGAUGAAAUCGAGAAGGCUCAUAGUUCUAAAGAAAGGCCGCCUUUCAGAGCUCAUCCAAAGAAUUAUGCCCACGGGUUAAAAGAGCUGAUUGAGCAAUGCUGGAGCGAAAAUCCUGCGGACAGGCCAGAUUUUAGAGUAGUCAUUGAUCGUUUGUCAGCUAUCCAAAAUGAACUAGCUCAUAGAAAUCGUUGGAAGGUCAGGCCUCUCAGAUGUUUCCUGAGCUUCGAAGGUUUGCGGAAGAAAGAUCGCGAUGAGGGCAGCACCACCCGUUCUUCACGCUCAUCUCGUUCCAACUUUUAACAGCCAACUGGGACUGUUGAUUUCACUUGGAGGUUAUAUUAAUGAUUGAUAGAAAGUUAACUCACCAAGUACCAAUAUUUUUGUGUAUCUAAAUGCCUCCUGCAAAGGUUGGUUUUUCUCCCUGCUGAUCACAGGUUGUUGCAUCAUGUCCUCCUCCUGCAAUCCACUGCAUGUUGGAGCAAUUUGUAGGGAUGCGCACUGCAGCAUAGAACUUCUUGAUUGCUGAAGUACAAAAUCUUUCUUGAAACUGUCAAAAAAUAGGAUCAUUACACCAAGGAAUCUAUGUACAGAUUGAUCUCUUUGAUUUGUAGUUUUCUUUCUGUGGGUAAGAAAGCGACUCGACUUGGGGAAAUGGGAUCUCACUUUGAUGUUGCACUUUCUUUGUACAAUACUUUUCGAUGAUGUUUUGUACUGUACAUUUUUUGUUUGGGUUUUAACACUUCUGAAGAACAAAUCAACUCACAUAUGUUUUUCUUCUCUAA